Messenger RNA from Penaeus monodon (black tiger shrimp), 1301 nucleotides. Its product is annotated as transient receptor potential cation channel subfamily V member 6-like. Gene Ontology annotation, molecular function: calcium channel activity; protein binding. Gene Ontology annotation, cellular component: membrane. Gene Ontology annotation, biological process: calcium ion import across plasma membrane. The record is from RefSeq and is a predicted model, not a curated record. Lineage: Eukaryota; Metazoa; Arthropoda; Malacostraca; Decapoda; Penaeidae.
AAGAAGAAGAAGAAAAAAAACAGAAACGGAAAAGACAAAACAAAUACAAAGAAAGAAAACAAAACAAAAUAACGAAAAUGGGCGGUUGCGCAACGAAACCCGAGGCCAUCAACCCGGGUUCGGCGCUGGACAGGGUCAUCUCUCAAGCAUCGAGUGACGACUGUGUCCUCUAUCGCCUCGCGGACUACAAGAAAGGAGAACGUCUGAUCGAGGAAUACAACCGAGGUGGAGGAAAAGAGGUAGAGAGGCUGAUUCUGGAGGAGUUUGGCGUCUUCAUGUACAACCACGGGAGGGGGAUGGAGAUUACACGGACGGAAUACCUCAAGUGGAAGUAUCGUAAUGUGCCCAAGGAUCAGCUCGUCGUCCACAUGGAUAACAAGAGUCCCUUUAACCCUUUGAAUAAAUGGGAAGACCACGAGGCAUGUUGGCAGAUGCAGUUCCGAGGAUCGUUGGGCGAGACGCUCCUCCACGUCCUCAUCAUGUGCGACACAAAAGCUCACACUCGAGUGGCUAAGAUUCUGCUCAAGUGCUUCCCCAAGCUGGUUGUGGAUGUGGUCGAGGGGGAGGAGUAUCUGGGUGCCAGCGCUCUCCAUCUUGCAAUCGCCUACAGCAACAAUGAACUGGUUACCAUACUUCUUGGUUGCAAUUCAGACUUCGGCCAAAGAGCUAUUGGUAAGAUAAGCAUAGAUAGAGAACAAGAGGUGACCCGCCCGCCGGGGCCCGAAACCCCCAAUUACAAAGGGACUGGUUUAAACCUCGGGGAAUACCCACUGGCUUGGGCGGCUUGCCUGGGUAACGAGACGGUCUACAACAAGCUCAUCGACUUCGGUGCGGAUCCCAACGCACAGGACACUUUCGGGAAUAUGAUUUUGCAUAUGGUGGUCGUCUGCAAUCAGCUGGGCAUGUUCUCCUACGCUCUCCGCCACCCUCGCAUCCCCGCGCAGGACGGGAUAAUGAACAUGGCCGGCCUCACGCCCCUCACCCUGGCCUGCAAACUCGCUCGCUCCACCAUCUUUAAGGAAAUGCUGGAACUUACCUGCAUCGAGUUCUGGCGUUAUUCGAACAUCACCUGCAGCGCCUACCCACUCAACGCCCUCGACACGAUCCGACCCUCGGGGGAGACUAUGUCCAAGUCUAAGUCAGUCGGGAGAAAUGUAAUGGUACUAAAGGAACGAUCAAGCAGUGUGACUCUACAGCAAAUAACCAGAACAAUACUCAAAACGAGGCAGAAUAAAAGAAAAGAAACACUCAAGACCAAUGUUGUCAUCACCAUAAAUCUUCCACUUGUGAACGAUGCCUAA